AUUUUAGAAGUUUAGAAGUUCACGAAGUUUACUUAUUGCGCAUGAUGUUUAUGUAUUUCUCUCUCACUCUUCGCAGCAUUAAAAGUGAUUAAAAGAUUGACUUUUUCUAGACACUAGACAUUAGAUGUUUCGCUUUUUUUAUUCAUAUGUAUACAUAUUUUGCUAUAUAUGUACUAAAUUGUAAUUAAAUUCGCAACUCAAGUGCACAUUAUUAAAAAUAUCUAAAAUAUUGGUUAUAUCGAUACUAGACAAUUUUAAAGCGUUUGAAUAUAAAUUCUUCUUUACUUCAACUAUAAAUAACUAAUAAACUAACGCAAUGGAUACUGUUAUUGCAGAAAAAGUUUUAGAUAGAAUUGUUGAUGGAAUAAUUGAGGAUUGGUUAUUUGACUCUCCAACUGAAGAUGAUCGAGAUAGCAUAUUUGAUUCAUCGUCAUCAUCAUCAGAAUCAUCUGAUGAUGACGAUGAUUUUGUUGAUAAUGAUGAACCUGAAAGUAAACGAAGAAAACACUGUCAUUGUGAUGAUGAAGAGAGACUGAAGCUAGAAGAAAAAAAACUUGAAAUACAGGAAAAAUUACUUGAUUUGGAAGAAAAAAAAUUAUCACUUGAAAAUGCGAAGUGUGAUUUAAUUAAGCGAUAUCUUCAAACAAGACGGCGUUAAAUUAAUAUAUUUUUUGAAAAAAUAUAUAAAACGACCCAAAUGUGUUUAUUUUAUUUUUCUGAAACUUAAAAAUAGACAGCAUCUUAUUAAUAUAA
Molecule: messenger RNA, 753 nt
Organism: Aphidius gifuensis
Lineage: Eukaryota; Metazoa; Arthropoda; Insecta; Hymenoptera; Braconidae
Exons: 2
Coding region: 317-658 (113 amino acids)
Source: RefSeq, a predicted model, not a curated record